Molecule: messenger RNA, 1205 nt
Organism: Rhagoletis pomonella (apple maggot)
Lineage: Eukaryota; Metazoa; Arthropoda; Insecta; Diptera; Tephritidae
Product: guanosine-3',5'-bis(diphosphate) 3'-pyrophosphohydrolase MESH1-like
Exons: 1
Coding region: 23-562 (179 amino acids)
Molecular function (GO): guanosine-3',5'-bis(diphosphate) 3'-diphosphatase activity
Source: RefSeq, a predicted model, not a curated record
GCUGAUUUGAAUUUUCUUCAACAUGGAAGUGAUACAACCCACCGCAAAAUUAAUGCAAGGUUUGCAAUUCGCUGCCAGUAAACACCGCAUGCAACGUCGCAAGGAUAAUGAGACUCCCUACAUCAAUCAUCCCAUCAAUGUGGCUACCAUACUGGCCGUAGAAGGUGGCAUUUCCGAUGAAACUGUACUAAUUGCAGCACUUUUACACGAUACAGUCGAGGAUACCGAUACCACAUUUGAGGAAAUUGAGAUACAAUUUGGUGCCGACAUUUGUAGCAUUGUGCGAGAGGUCACCGAUGAUAAGUCAUUGGAGAAACAGGAACGCAAGCGUUUGCAAAUCAAACAUGCGGCAACGUCAAGCAGCAAGGCGAAAUUGGUGAAGCUUGCAGAUAAAUUGGAUAAUUUAAGAGAUUUGGGCAGGAAGCCGCCUAUUGGUUGGUCGGUGGAGCGCCAAGAGCAAUAUUAUGUUUGGGCCAAGAAAGUAGUGGAUAAUAUGCGUGGCACGAAUGCUGAGUUGGAGCAGAAAUUGGAUGAUAUUUUUAGGCAGAAAAUUUUACUUUAAAGUUAAUUUCUUGUUGGAAAUAAAAAAAAAUGCUGCAUUAAAUAAAAGCGCGACGUCCGUUGUUUUUAAAGCUUAAUUUGAUAAAUAUGUACAUGUAUAUAUAUGUGCUGUUCGUUAUAAGUACAGAAAACCUUAACGACAUUGUUUACGAAAUUGGUAACGAAAUUAAGGCUUGAACUUUUGUCUAAAACUCCUGAAAAUACCAUUCCGGCAUCUUGAUCCUAAGGUCACUUAUAUUUAUUUUUUGAACGGAAAAGACUGAUUUUUGGCUAAAUUUUUUUUUCAAUAGCAUAAUUUUUCAGUAUUUUUUUAUUGCUUAAUAAAUGACUCUGAGUCAAGGUGCAGGGAUGGUAUUCUCAGGGAUAGUAGCCGAGAGUUUUAGCUUUGAUUUAGGCCUAAGUGAAAGGUUCUGUCACUAUUUGUUUCUUUGCUGGAGCUUCUCAAAUAUUGCAAAAAACGCGAUUUUUUGACACUUUGACCAAGUUUUUGUCAAGAUCUGAAGCUGAUGGAAGCCUUAUACCUAAGGAUUCGUAAUCAGCACAAAAAAGUCUAUCAAAAACAGGUUCAAACAUUUGUCUCAUCAUAAUCAGUGUUGCCCUGUGUAAUCAUAAAGAAGAGUAUCGGAUAAUUAUGUUAAGAAACA